AUGGAGCGUCCGUCAGUGUAUCCGGCGAACUUAACGGAAUUGUUAGCAGUGUCGUACCAAGAUGGUUUUGAUCGUUCGUCGCCAGUUUCUACCGAGGAAGAUAGUCAGUUCGGAGUGGAUUUGACAGGGAAGACGAGUUUGGCUGGGAAGAGUUUUACGAUCGCGGCCAUUUUGGGUUUGUCUGGAGCGGAACAGGAUGCUAUGAACUUGAGUGUGGAGCGGCUGAGGAGCCCACAGCUGGGGUAUUGGGCUGGGCAGGAGAUACAGAGGCUCAAUGAGGGGUUCUGUAGGAGUAUGGCGCCGGCGGGGCUGCGGCAAGACAGCCCCCGGCCUGAGACAAGGCCGCAGUUGAAGCCCCCUCGCAGCCACCUCUCCUGUAGUAGCAGUUCCGGACGAAGCAAACGCAUCAGAACGAUCUUCACACCGGAACAGCUCGAGAGAUUGGAAGCAGAAUUUGAGCGUCAGCAGUACAUGGUCGGCCCCGAGCGACUAUAUCUGGCGCAUGCACUACAACUUACAGAGGCACAGGUGAAGGUGUGGUUCCAGAACAGACGUAUAAAAUGGCGCAAGCAUCACCUGGAGGUCACGCAGCAGCGGUUAGCCGUAUUGCAGAGACACAGACCUGAAGGAGAUGAAGACCUGUAACUCUAAAAAUACUAGAAAUGCUGCAGGAGAAGCAUCAAAAGCAACAAAGCAAGCAAGCAAAGUAAGGGAUCAAAGGGACCUGCAAUCUUGGAUAAAUGGGGACGCAAAGGCCAAAGCAGAAACUGAAAAGACUUUAUAAUUAGAAGAAAGGAUCAAGCUGGAACUUCAAAUUCCCAAAAACUAGGACCCAGGUAUCAUCACCUGGAACUCCUGGAAGGGACACAGCAGCGAUUAGCCGUGCUGCAAAGAUACAGACCUGAAGGAGAUGAAAAUCUGUAACUUUAGAGCUACUAUUGUAAAAUCAAACGAUUGGACCUAACUUAGGAUAGAUAGAGACGCAAAAACCAACAGAACCUAAACAUUUAUGGAAAAAAGAAUAAGCCUGGAACGUCCAGAAGUAGCCACUGAAGGGAAUAGGACCUAAGUAUUUAAUAUAAGCAUCACCUGGAAGUGAUGCAGCAGAGACUAACUAUGCUCCAGAGACACAGACCUCAAGGAGAUAGAUAAGGAUGCGAAAACCAACAA
Leguminivora glycinivorella is the source of this 1170-nucleotide messenger RNA. RefSeq names its product homeobox protein notochord-like. Gene Ontology annotation, biological process: central nervous system development; regulation of DNA-templated transcription; neuron differentiation. The coding region runs from base 1 to 645 and encodes 214 amino acids. Gene Ontology annotation, molecular function: DNA-binding transcription factor activity, RNA polymerase II-specific; DNA binding. The record is from RefSeq and is a predicted model, not a curated record. NCBI's taxonomy places the organism in Eukaryota, Metazoa, Arthropoda, Insecta, Lepidoptera, Tortricidae. The transcript has 4 exons.